Notodromas monacha is the source of this 1476-nucleotide messenger RNA. Lineage: Eukaryota; Metazoa; Arthropoda; Ostracoda; Podocopida; Cyprididae. The record is from the annotation of a GenBank genome assembly.
AUGUACACUGAAGUGUCAUCAAAGCGUGAUUACAGUUGGGGAGAGCGGGCCAUGAUCGUGGGCAGUCUACAAAACGGCAUUCGAAUUGACGGCCGUUCCCCAUCUGAUUAUCGAACUGUUCACGUGGAACUCGGAGUUGUGCGUGGGGCGUACGGUUCAGCUCGAAUCCAACUCGGCACAGCAGAAGUCAUUGCCGCUGUGAAAGCUGAGCUUCGGCGAUGCGAUUUACGACAUCAGAAAUCCGGUUCUGUAGUGUUCUCCGCGCGGAUUUCUCCCGUUGCUGGCAGAAAAUUCCUGGGCUCUGCCGGGGAGACCUUGAGUGACAAUUUAGUCGCAGUUUUGGAUCUCGCGUACUCGGCCCCCGGUGUUCUGAACUUCACGGAUUUGUGCCUGAAGGAAGGCACGUAUUUUUGGCUUUUGCACGUGGAUGUCCUGGUUUUGUCGUACGGUGGGAACCUCUUGGACGCCGCGGGAUUCGCCGUGAAAUCCGCGUUGUUCGACGUUGAGCUUCCCGACGUCGGACUUGAAAUAGAAUCCGAUUCCACGCCUAUUCUCCUUGUGGAUUCAGACGCUAGGAAAUGUCGCAAACUUGACACUUCCAGCGCCCCGGUGAUCUUAACUUUCCUUUGCGCCGGGCGUCAUCAUAUCGUUGAUCCCAACGUUGAAGAAGAUGCGUGUUGUAAUUCGCGAAUUGUGGUUGCGGUGAAUGCGGACGGUGUGACUUGUGUCAAAAAACUAGGUGAAGCCGCUGUGACGAGUGAAACUAUUGAUGAAGUUUUAAAGAAAGCGGAGAAGCUGGCCGAUGAAAUAGAUGGAACUCUGGGAGAAACAAUGAACUCGAGCGGCACGUUGAGAUGUCGCCCCCUCGGCGUGCUCGUCCUUUUCUUCUGCUUCCUCCUUCUCUACCUCGCCGUGUUCCGAACCUCUAGUCCGGAAGUGAAUCAGUCUAAUCGCGUGUCUUUGCGCUCGCUCCUCGCCGUUUGCGUGGAUGCCGCAGUUCGCGGCGGCAACGAAGUGCGAAAAGUGCGCAAGCUUGCCGACCUGGGUCAGAAGUCCAAGGGAAAAACGAGGGAAGGGAUUGACGACCCCGUGACUUCCGGGGACUUGAACUCGCAUCGCGCCAUGUACUCUGCGCUAGUGGCUCUGUAUCCGGGCAUGAGUGUAGUGAGUGAGGAGCACGACGUGAACACGUAUGACCGAGGAGGACCUUCGUCCUCGUGGACCUCGUUUUUGCCCGGUGUGAUUGCUGGGAUCCCGGCUGACGAGGAUUUGCCGUUGGAUGAGUUGACUGUCUGGAUUGACCCGCUGGAUGCUACUAAGGAAUACACGGAAAAUCUGCUGGACUAUGUGACGACUAUGGUUUGUGUGGCAAGAAACGGACGUCCUAUCGCAGGUGUUGUCCAUCUUCCAUUUCAAAACGAAACCUAUUGGGCGUGGGUUGGCAAGGGCCACUCGAGAAAUCUCAACACGGAUCAC